Messenger RNA from Nipponia nippon (crested ibis), 4056 nucleotides. The record is from RefSeq and is a predicted model, not a curated record. Lineage: Eukaryota; Metazoa; Chordata; Aves; Pelecaniformes; Threskiornithidae.
AUGUCUGACCCCGUUGUUCUGCGUAGCAUCAAGAGAUUGGGAGAGGAUAACUAUGCUUUUGACUUGGAUGGAAAACGUAACAGCUUCAAGAAAUCAGAGAAUUGCUGUACAUAUGAAGAACCUUUUAUAGAGAAGAAAAGCGAAAAGUCAUCAGAAAAGAAAGAAAACAGUAUUCGUGUUGGCUUCUUUCAGCUGUUUCGAUUUUCUUCAUCUAUGGAAAUUUUAAUGAUGGCUGUUGGUAGUUUCUGUGCUAUUGUUCAUGGAGCAGCCCAGCCAGCUGUGUUGCUUGUGUUUGGUGCAAUGGCAGACACUUUUAUUGAAUAUGACAUUGAAAUGCAAGAGCUUAAAGACCCAGGCAAGACAUGUAUAAAUAACACCAUAGUGUGGAUUAAUGGUACUAUUCAUCAGAAUGAAAAGAACGCCACAGUAAGAUGUGGGCUGCUGGACAUUGAACAAGAAAUGACCAAGUUUGCAGGUUACUAUGCAGGAAUUGGUUGUGCCAUACUGGUGUUAGGAUACCUCCAAAUCUGCUUUUGGGUUAUGGCUGCAGCUCGUCAGAUACAGAAAAUCAGGAAAGCUUAUUUCAGGAAAGUAAUGCAAAUGGAUAUAGGCUGGUUUGACUGUACAUCUGUAGGAGAACUGAACACCCGAAUUUCUGAUGAUGUAAACAAAAUUAAUGAGGCUAUUGCUGACCAAGUAGCAAUCUUUAUCCAGCGCUUAACCACUUUUGUGUGUGGAUUCCUCCUGGGAUUUGUCAGUGGCUGGAAAUUGACCUUGGUUAUCAUUGCAGUGAGCCCUCUGCUUGGGGUUGGAGCGGCUAUCUAUGGCUUGGCUGUGGCAAAACUAACAGGCCGAGAAUUACAGGCUUAUGCAAAAGCUGGAGCUGUGGCUGAUGAAGUGCUCUCAUCCAUCAGAACAGUGGCUGCUUUUGGUGGGGAGAAGAAAGAAGUUGAAAGAUAUGAUAAGAAUCUGGUGUUUGCUCAGCACUGGGGAAUUCGGAAAGGAAUAAUAAUGGGGUUAUUCACUGGUUACAUGUGGCUUAUAAUAUUCCUGUGUUAUGCAUUAGCUUUUUGGUAUGGCUCUAAACUUGUCCUUGAAGAAGAAGAGUAUUCACCUGGCACUCUUCUGCAGGUUUUCUUUGGUGUUUUAGUAGGAGCUUUAAAUCUUGGCCAAGCAUCUUCCUGUCUGGAAGCCUUUGCCACUGGCCGUGGGGCUGCAGCAAAUAUUUUUGAGACAAUAGAUAAAAAACCCACCAUUGACUGCAUGUCAGAAGAUGGCUACAAGCUGGAUAAAGUACGAGGUGAAAUUGAAUUUCAUAAUGUAACGUUCCAUUAUCCCUCCAGACCAGACAUAAAGAUUUUGGAUAACCUUAAUAUGGUUAUUAAAGCAGGGGAGACAACAGCUUUUGUUGGAGCUAGUGGAGCUGGAAAAAGUACAACAAUACAGCUCAUCCAGCGUUUCUAUGACCCCACUGAUGGCAUGAUUACCCUGGAUGGCCAUGACAUUCGUUCCCUUAAUAUCCAGUGGCUGCGCUCACAGAUUGGUAUUGUUGAACAAGAGCCAGUGCUGUUUGCCACCACGAUUGCAGAGAACAUUCGCUAUGGUCGGGAUGAGGCUACCAUGGAAGACAUAAUCAAAGCAGCCAAACAGGCCAAUGCUUACAAUUUCAUCAUGGACUUGCCACAGCAAUUCGACACUCAUGUUGGAGAGGGUGGAAGCCAGAUGAGUGGAGGUCAAAAACAGAGGAUAGCUAUUGCUCGAGCUCUUGUGCGAAACCCAAAAAUCCUGCUACUGGAUAUGGCUACGUCAGCACUUGAUAAUGAAAGUGAAGCUACUGUCCAAGAAGCACUUCAUAAGGCUCGCCUUGGCCGCACAGCAAUCUCAAUAGCUCACCGCCUGUCAGCCAUCAAAGCUGCCGAUGUCAUCGUUGGGUUUGAGCAUGGGAGGGCUGUGGAGAGAGGAACUCAUGAGGAACUCUUGAAGAGGAAAGGGGUUUAUUUCAUGUUGGUGACCUUGCAAAGCAAAGGAGACACAGCACUUAACAAAGAAGAAACGGAAACAGAAAAUAAUGUGGUUGAGCCAAAUCUUGAGGAAGUCCAGUCAUUCAGCAGAGGAAGCUAUCAGGCCAGUUUACGAGCUUCACUUCGGCAGCGCUCCAGAUCUCAUCUCUCUAAUGUGGUCCCGGACCCUCCAUUAUCCAUUGCAAGAGAACACACAGAGUCUAUGUAUCUUAUGCCAUCUUAUGGAGAAGAAGAUGGACAAGCAAAAAAGGAAUCUGUUGUUGUGGAGGAAGAUGUCAAGCCUGUAUCAUUUACCAGAAUUUUGAAAUACAAUGCCUCUGAAUGGCCAUACAUGGUGCUUGGAUCUCUGGCAGCAGCUGUGAAUGGAGCAGUCAGUCCACUCUAUGCUUUGUUGUUCAGUCAAAUUCUUGGGACCUUCUCCAUUCUUGAAGAAGAAGAAAGAAGAAUCCAGAUCAAUGGUGUCUGCGUGCUGUUUGUCUUAAUUGGAAUUCUUUCAUUUUUCACACAGUUUCUACAGGGAUACACCUUUGCCAAGUCUGGUGAGCUGCUUACAAGACGGUUAAGGAAAAUCGGUUUCCAGGCUAUGCUAGGGCAAGACAUUGGUUGGUUUGAUGACCGGAAGAACAGCCCUGGUGCUUUGACUACAAGACUUGCAACAGAUGCCUCACAGGUCCAAGGGGCAACUGGAUCGCAGAUAGGAAUGAUUGUCAAUUCCUUUACCAGCAUUGGGGUGGCCAUGAUCAUUGCGUUCUACUUCAGCUGGAAACUGAGUUUAGUUAUCCUGUGUUUCCUGCCCUUUUUGGCCUUAUCUGGAGCCGUGCAGGCCAAAAUGCUGACAGGAUUCGCCUCUCAGGACAAGAAAGCCCUGGAAGUUGCUGGACGGAUUUCCAGUGAAGCCCUCUCUAACAUCAGGACUGUAGCUGGGAUAGUGAAAGAGAAAAUGUUUAUCAACAAUUUUGAGAAGAACCUGUAUAUGCCCUACAGAGCUGCAACCAAGAAAGCACAUGUUUACGGGCUCUGCUUUGGCUUUGCCCAGAGCAUAGUGUUCAUUGCCAACGCCGUCUCCUACAGAUACGGAGGGUUUCUAGUUGACACUGAAGGACUCCAUUACAGCUUCGUGUUCAGGGUGAUCUCUGCUAUUGUGACCAGCGGAACUGCUUUGGGAAGAGCUUCUUCCUAUACCCCAAACUAUGCCAAAGCCAAAACAUCUGCCGCACGCUUUUUUCAACUGGUCGAUCGGCUUCCUAAAAUCAGUGUUUACAGUGAAAAAGGGGAGAAAUGGGAUGAUUUCAAGGGAAGCAUUGAAUUUCUUAACUGUAAAUUCACAUACCCUUCUCGGCCUGAUAUUCAGGUCCUGAAAGGACUCUCUGUAGCUGUUAGGCCUGGACAGACUUUGGCAUUUGUUGGAAGUAGUGGCUGCGGUAAGAGCACCAGCGUCCAGCUUCUGGAGCGUUUCUACGACCCUGAGCAAGGAAGUGUGUUAAUAGAUGGACACGACACGAAGAAAAUAAAUGUACAGUUUCUUAGAUCAAAAAUUGGAAUAGUGUCCCAGGAGCCCGUGCUAUUCGACUGCAGCAUUGCUGAUAAUAUCAAAUACGGCAGUAACACCAAAGAGGCGAGGAUGGAGAAAGUCAUAGAAGCGGCCCAGAAGGCUCAGCUGCAUGAUUUUGUCAUGUCGCUGCCUGAUAAAUACAAAACUCAUGUUGGGGCUCAAGGAUCCCAGCUGUCUCGUGGGCAAAAACAACGCAUUGCUAUAGCGAGGGCCAUCAUACGAGAUCCGAAAAUUUUAUUACUGGAUGAAGCCACCUCUGCCUUAGACACAGAAAGUGAAAAGACUGUGCAGGCAGCGCUGGAUAAGGCCAGAGAGGGACGUACCUGCAUCGUCAUUGCCCACCGCUUGUCCACCAUCCAGAACGCUGACAUCAUCGCUGUGAUGUCGCAAGGACUCGUCAUCGAAAGGGGCACUCAUGAUGAACUGAUGGCCAUGGAAGGAGCUUAUUAUAAGCUUGUUACCACUGGAGCCCCAAUUAGCUGA